AAAAAAAUCCACAAUUUCAUAAUCUUCCUUACUAAUAUUGCCCCAAGUACAAAAUUAAUCCUUUCGAUUGAAUGUACUAUUUGUCCUAGUACUGUUUAAUGAGAACUUGUUUGAACUAAAUACAUUAGCAGCAAAAUUGCUCUUCUGGAGUUUCCAGAUGUCAUAAAAGUAAUUUCUCUUUUAGGUCAAGAUCUUAUUCAGCAUAAUUCUUCUGGAAGUAAUGAGCUGAAUGGGAGUUUACGACUGACAGCACCAUCAAUUAGCAAUCAGUCAACAGGUGCUACGUUAACUAUAAGCAAUGAUCAACUUCUGUCUCAGGGUACAUCACUGAACGCUUCAGAACUUAAUACGUCAAGUGGAAAUCUUCCUUCAGCACCACCCAUGUCUCAAUCCACAGUUUCUGCUCAAAACUUAGUAAUGUCUUCGUCAGGAGUUGGAGGAGAUGGUAGUGUUACCUUGACCUUGGCUGAUACUCAGGGCAUGUUAUCUAGUGGUCUUGAUUCAGUUACACUUAAUAUCACUUCACAGGGUCAGCAAUUCCCUGCUUUACUCACAGAUUCUAGUCUCUCCAGCCAAAGCGGUUCGGGCUCACAACAAGUCAUACUGGUGAGCCAUGCACCAAAUUCAGCAUCUACAAACUCUGAUGAAAUAACAUAUCAGGUGGCUGAGGUUUCUUCUAACCUGACUAAGGGUAAUCAAGAAAAAGAGGGCCGUGUACACCAAUGUUUUGAAUGUAGUCAGACCUUUUCUUCAGCUACGAUGUUAAUGCACCACAGUAAAGAGGUUCAUGGCAAGGAGAGAAUUCAUGUAUGCCAUGUUUGCAAUAAAGCCUUCAAACGGGCAACACAUCUCAAGGAGCACAUGCAAACUCAUCAGGCUGGACCUUCACUAAGUUCCCAGAAGCCACGAGUAUUUAAAUGUGAUACCUGUGAAAAGGCUUUUGCUAAACCAAGUCAGCUGGAGAGGCACUGCCGCAUACACACAGGGGAACGUCCAUUUCAGUGUACACUGUGUGAUAAAGCUUUUAACCAGAAGAGUGCCCUUCAGGUGCAUAUGAAAAAGCACACGGGAGAGAGGCCUUACGAAUGUGAUUACUGUGCAAUGGGCUUUACACAGAAAAGCAAUAUGAAACUCCAUAUGAAACGAGCUCAUGGCUAUGCUGGUACUAUACAAGAAUCUGCCAGUCAGCAAGAACAAGAAGGGGAAGAUAUUAAUCGUGCUUUGAAUUUAGAAGAGGUUGUUCAAGAAUCUUCAAAUGAAUGGCAGAGUAUAAGCAAUGUUUUUCGAUGACACCUUAGUUGAAAGCUUUGCUUUCAGGACUUGAAUUACUCAACAUAUGUUUUGAAAAAAGUAAAGCAUAUGGAUUUUACAGUUGAUGCUUCAAGCAUUGAAAAUAUUAACAAUAGAAUAAUAUAUUAUAGUUUUUUUAAUUAUUUACAAAAAGUACUUAAAGAAUCAUUGUUUUUGUAAGCUUGUGGGAAAAUAUUGAAAAAACAUCAAUUAAUCUGUGUUAAGUUGUCUACAAAUCAGUGAACUCAGGUAAUACUACAUGCGGUUUCAUCUUCUAACCCACAGACAGUAUAUCUAGUUGAACAAUUAACUGGAACUUCAUAUCAGGAAAGAGUGAUUCCCUUGUAUUAGUAAAGAAGAUGAAAAGUAACUUCAUGGGAAAACCAUGAAAAUUGUCAUUUACUUUUUUAUUUUAUUUUUUUAAUGUAUAGCAAAAAUGCUUGAGGUUAGAAAGAAAAGUGUUAUGACAGAGAUGCAUGCAGUACAAAAUUAAUUUUUACAAUGCACAGUAAAGUGUUAAAAGUCUGUUCUUAGUUUCUUUUGGUGCUUUUGAGGAAUUUUGGAAAGUGAAUUGCCCUUGCAUUAAAUGGUAUUUAUGUAGCUAAUCUCUUGAGAGGUGACCAGGCUAUUUCCAUUCCAGUUGUAGAGACAGUCAUUAGUUUUUUCCAUCAAAAUGUCUGAGGCUUCAAACUCAGCAAUAAAUAUUCAAAGAAAAUCCAAACUAAAGAGAUUAAACUGAUUGAACGCCCCCAUUUUUAGGUUUGCUGUAAGGAUCAGCAGGCAGAUACUUGAGUAUUUGUGGAAAGCAUAAGCCAUAUUCUAAAGCUGAGAGGUAACUUAAAAUUGUACAUUUUAAUACCAGAUGGGAAGUAAGCUGCAGUACAGGUCACCCUCAAUUAACAUAAAGUAAUCUGUACUGUAGACAUUUUUAGUUCCAAAUCUGUAAAAGUAUCAUUAUUUUCUCAUGCAUCUAUUCUGAAAGCAUUUUACCAUGGUGUGUGGGGCGGGUUUUGGUGUGGUUUUAUUUUUUGUUUUUUUUUGUUUGUUAUUUUUUCAGUAAAACUACCUAGUUAACUUAAGGUACAUCUACAGCUAUGGCAGUGUGUAGAGUAGAGACACAGCAUCCCCAGCUAGCAGGGGUAUAAAUAGCAGUGUAGAUGGUGAGGUAUGGCUUAGGUGAGUAGCGUAGAGUGCCCUACACAACUCAGCCCUCAGGGUAUAUAUCCAACACGGCUCUCUGCAUAUCCAAGCACGGCCUCCCAUGUCUAUGUUGCUAAUUUCUGCAGGUAGCGUUCCACUGCCUCUCCGCUGCCAGAGCCUUUUCGUUGCUUCCUGCACACAGCAGUAUGUAGCUACUCAUGUUAGUGACAAGUGUGGAUGCCACCUGCCUUUCGCCGUGGCGUGUAGCUACACGUAUAGUGCCUUUACUCUACUUGCCGCUGUAAGUGUAGACAUAGCCUUAGUACUGCUCUGAAAGGUGCCACUUGUUAAGUAUAUUCAUAACAAAGAAACACUGGAGUAAAACUUAAGUCAUGUUUUAUACAUUCCAAAGACAGAAAGCUCUUUGCUUACUUUUACUUUGUUCCUUUGAAUUUAUUUAUAUGUUAUAUAUAUGUAUGUAUAUAUAAAAAUAUAUGGGCCUCUAUGUGGCUGAUCAGUAUAUUUUGUAAAUAGUAAUCCCAAUUGCAGGAAGAUUUCAUCAAGUUUUCAAGUUCAUAUGAGUACUUCUGGAUCAAUAUUGGAUUCAUUGUAAUGUAAAAUAGCGUUGGGUUUUAUUUUACCUUUUGCAUAAUAAUUGCCUUUUAUUUGCUCUCAGAUCCAAAAAACACUUUUUUCCCCUUUUGGUAAAUAUUAUCUAUACUUUGUCUGCUAUAAAGCUAGUCAUUUCAGAUUCCUAAAGAAAGAAAUCACUGUUGUUUUUGAUCGGGAAUCUCUUAUUUCUUUUGUUAACUCUUUGCAUAUGUAUAUAAGUAAUAUAGCUGGUGACAAAAAAAUAACAUUUUUGUUAUGUGGAAAUAUUUAAGUCAGAAAUGUUAAUAAUAAUAAUUUUUUCCAACUUUGCUUUGUGUAUGUUGUUUUUAAAAGACAAUUUUAAAUGGAUAUUCUUAGUUAUUUCAAGGAAAAUGUGGAUAACUAAAAUUAUACAGCUCAAUUUUAAACAUAGAUGAUGGAAGUUCUCCUUUAAUUUCAGCAGUGCAUCUCAUUCCAGACAGGUUGUUUGGCCCUGCAAACCUGCCUUACACAUAUUGUAACUUCUGGAUAAUGGCAGCCUUUUGCUGGGAACCAAGAGGUUGCUAAUAAGCAGAACUUUUCAGUAAGGAGAUGCCAUUUGAAAUACAUGGUCAUUUUUCAGAGAACAGUGCUUUAAGACUCUUGAUCAUAUACCAAUCACGUAAUGAGUAGAUAUUUGUAAGAUAGUAAGUAACAAGUAAAUAGGGAGACUUGCCUUUUUUUCCUGAGUUCUCAACCCAUCGCAGUAGCGAAAGUCCUGCCAAUUAUGGUAAAUACCCUUUUAAUCCUUUUAAUAAGGUACAGUAUAUAUUUUAGAAUCAUGCCUUGCAUGUCUUUUGCCUGACACAAAGGUGUUUAAUGUCCUUCCUUUAAACAUAGGAGCUGCUCCAGAUUACUUGGAUAAGUUUGAAUUGGAAACUUUCAAAUGCAUUAUAUCUGCUGAUGCUCUGUAGUAGUGACGAGGUUGUGACUGUUACAUUGGUGUCCAGGGAAGAUCAGGUUGUUCAGGAAGUUUCUUGCUAAAAUAAAGACAUGUAAUGUGGACCAUGCCCUACCAGCAUCACACUGGAGAAAGGUAACAUCAAAAAUAAACCCUAUGUAUCCUAGAAGCCCUAGUCCAUCUUACUGUGGCAAUUGGGCUCUCUGAGUAAA
Chelonoidis abingdonii (Abingdon island giant tortoise) is the source of this 4173-nucleotide messenger RNA. The record is from RefSeq and is a predicted model, not a curated record. NCBI's taxonomy places the organism in Eukaryota, Metazoa, Chordata, Testudines, Testudinidae.